AUGGCAUCAUCAGGUUCUUCGAAACUCCCUCCUAAUUAUUCUCCUGAUAAAUGUAUAUCAUCUGGUGCCAGUAACAUAUCCCUUGAUGAAAGUGAAGCUUCUAUUCGUGUACAGGAUAGUAAUAUGAAUGGAGAUUCCUAUAUCAAUACACCCUCACCCUCAUCAAGUGCGACAGCAAGCACAACUGAUCGUUCAAUUCAAUAUCAUUCAUCAAGAUUAAAAAAUGCUUUUCGUUUACCAAAACGUCGUUAUCGAUAUGAUAAAUUAUUCCAUCUUACACAUUCUCUUAAUCGACAAUAUGUAAUAGCAAUGACUAAUAUACUUUUUCAAAUGCAAAAAGAAAUAUAUAAAUUAAAAAGACGCACAUAUUAUGUUGAACAUGCACUUGCUAAACAAAAAGCUUCUGGUCAUCCAAUUAUACGUAUACGACGUUUAACAAAAGAUGAAAUUUCAACAAUAUGUGUUAAUAAUAAUAAUGAAAAUCAACAAAAUAUUACGUCGAAAAUGUCCGAAGAACAUGAAAGUAAUGUUGAAUCACAACGAACAAUACUGAAAAAUAUCAAAUCACUAAAUGAAUAUAAACUUGAUACUGAAAGUUCUAUAACAAUAACAAAUAAACUUGAAGAUCAUAAUACAAAAGUUCAUCGACGAAAACAAUUAAAUCCUAAAAAUAAAUAUUGUUCAAGAUGUCAACAUGAAUUUUCACAUCGAUCAGCUUAUUUACGUCAUAUGAGAAAAGUACAUCAAGGAAAAUUUCCAAUUAAAUUGAAUAAUAAUCAUACAUCAGAGCGUGACGUUUGUCAUAUUGAAACAAAUAAUUUAAUCAGUGAUCAAUCAAAUAUUUGUUCCGAAAUAGAUAAUACAAUGGAACAAGAUCCAAUGCAAAUUUUAGUUAAUCAAUGGGAUAUUGGAGAAGGACGAUUACGUCCGAGACCAGUAUCUAAAUUAAAUUUUGAACCAAUUAGCAAAAUAAAAUGCGACAUAUGUAACAAGUUUUUUCGUGCUGAAUACAUUAAGAAACACAAAAGACGUACUCAUCAUGUUUCUUCUUCAAAUGAAUUAAACGUUGAUUUAAGCCCAAAAAAGUCCAUGAACAAUGAAAGUAUAUACGAAAUUCAACCAAUAGCUAGUGAAUCAUCUACAAAUACAACAAAUCCACCAUCAGCAAUAACAAUAGCUGAUUUGGAUACUGAUGAAAUGCCAAUACGAUUUCGUAGAGAUGCAAACAAACCAAUUGUUUUUUCUGUAACAUGUCUUGAUCGUUAUCAACAAGAUAUAGUCGAGGAAUUUUCACGAAAAUUUUCAACUCGUGUUACUCAAGCCCAAUCUAUUACUCCUCAAACAACACAUUUAAUAACCAAUGAUGAUAAACGUAUAUUACGUUCACCAUUAUCAAUGAAAUUAAUUGAAGCUAUAGCAAAUCAUUGUUUUUGUGUUUCAUAUCGUUGGUUAAUUGAUUGUAUUAAAUAUGAUAGAAUUGUUGAUGAAACUACAUUUGAAAUUGAAGGUGAUGAUACUGAUUAUCAUUCUCAAGGUGGUCCAAAACGAUCACGUUCAAUUGAUAAACGUCAUUCACUUUUUGAUAAUAUAUGUUUUAUGAUCAAAUGUACGGAAAAUAACGAAAUUAAAAUGACAAAUGAUCGUUUACAAGAUUUAAUUACAGCAUGUGGUGGACGAAUAAUAACUUGUGUAACACAAAGUCUACUUGAACAAUUCGAAAUUGUUGUUCUCUGUGAUAAAUUAUAUGUAUCAGAACGACGUCAUAAUUAUGAACAAUGUCGUUCAUUAGGUAUACAUUUUGUUUCAUCCGAUUGGGUUCUUGAAUCUAUACUUGAAUAUCGUCCAAAAUCAUUUGUGUUAUACGAAGAAACUCCGUUAUAA
Rotaria sp. Silwood1 is the source of this 1881-nucleotide messenger RNA. The record is from the annotation of a GenBank genome assembly. NCBI's taxonomy places the organism in Eukaryota, Metazoa, Rotifera, Eurotatoria, Philodinida, Philodinidae.